Molecule: messenger RNA, 2991 nt
Organism: Hippocampus zosterae (dwarf seahorse)
Lineage: Eukaryota; Metazoa; Chordata; Actinopteri; Syngnathiformes; Syngnathidae
Gene: hycc1
Product: hyccin PI4KA lipid kinase complex subunit 1
Exons: 11
Coding region: 211-1704 (497 amino acids)
Biological process (GO): phosphatidylinositol phosphate biosynthetic process; protein localization to plasma membrane
Cellular component (GO): plasma membrane
Source: RefSeq, a predicted model, not a curated record
CUUUUCGUUGAGUCCGAGAGCUCCCACUUAAAGAUGGUUUGACUGAGGAAAGUAACCACGAUGAAGGAGAGGGUCUGCUGCAUUACUGAAGGGACCUAGCAGGAGGGAAGUGAUGCUUGUUUACUACUUGUCGGAACUUUCAGGACGACACUCGCCAGAGCUUCACAACUAGCAUGACAGUAGAGGCGACGCCUCUUCAGAUGCAGGAACAUGUUGGCGAUGGACCAAGGAGUGGUGGAGGAAUGGCUGUCAGAAUAUAAGACCUUGCCUGACAGCGCCGUGUCAGCCUAUGCUGCAUCGCUUAAAGACAAAGGUGCCCUUGUGCCCGCGCUCUACAAAGUCAUCCGGGAGAAUUACAGUGAGCUGCUGGAGCCGGUGUGUCACCAGUUAUUUGAGUUUUACCGGAGCGGUGAGCCGCAGCUGCAGCGAUUCACUCUUCAGUUCCUUCCAGAGCUCCUGUGGAGCCUUCUGUCUGUCAGCGCAGCCAGGGACCCGCACACCUCGGGUUGCAUCGAGGCCCUGCUGCUGGGCAUUUACAACUUGGAAAUAGUUGAUAAAGAUGGGCAGAGUAAAGUAUUAUCUUUCACCGUUCCUUCCCUCUCCAAACCCUCGGUCUAUCACGAGCCCUCGGCCAUCGGCUCCAUGGCCCUGACGGAAGGGGCCCUCGCCAAUCAUGGCUUGAGCAGGGUGCUGUACAGCGGGCCACUCCUACAGAGGGAAAACUUUACUGCACAAAACAGAUUUGAGGUGCUGACCUUCCUGUUGCUGUGCUACAACGCUGCUCUCAGCUACAUGAGCUCCACUUCCCUCCAGUCGCUCUGCCAGAUCAGCUCCAGAGUGUGUAUAUGUGGUUACCCGCGGCAACAGAUACGGCGCUAUAAAGGUAUCAGCACGCGGAUGACGGUCACGUCGGAGUUCCUGGUGCAGCUUCUCACGGGGAUACACUAUGCGUGGUGCAACGGAGAAGCGGAACUCGGAUCCAAAGCCUUGGACGAUGUCCUCUAUCGGGCCCAGCUCGAAUUGUUCCCCGAAGCCUUGUUGGUGGGUAACGCCAUCAAGUCGACGCAGCAGGGCGCGGCUCUGAAAAGCAACACCAAGGAGGGAGCGCGGAGUAUCCAGGUGGAGAUCACACCCACUGCCUCCAGGAUCUCGCGGAAUGCCGUCACUUCGCUCUCGAUACGCGGCCACCGCUGGAAACGACACGACGCAGUGGAUCUGGGUUCCCCGGAUGAGCUGAUGGAUAUCUCGGAAGCGGAUGAAGGUCUGUGGCCAGGUGGGAUGUCGCCCGACACCACCCCGCCCACCAUUACCAUCAGCAACAGCGUCACCACUUUAAACCUCGGCGCCAAGGCCAUGAAGAUGUGUCGUCUGGGCGGGCGCGGCAGCAAGGAAAAGGAGACGAGCCCGCUUCCAGCCGGCCGGGCGGCCAGCGAGAGCGCCGAGGCGUCCGUCAAGCGCCUCACGCUCACUUCGAGCCAGUCGGUGCCCAAAGCGGGAACUCUCACCAGCUUGACGCGCACCGCCAGCGCCGUGUUCUCCCGUUCUUUUGAGCAGGUCGCCGCCGGUAUCGUCCCGCCCUCCAGUACCCACAACGCCCCAGAGGCUGGCCAUUAUUCAUGCAGCCUGCAGGAGGAAGGGACGGGCUAUUUGAACCACACGCAGCGUUCGCCGAGCAUCAGCGUGCACCUCGGCUCGGACCUUUGAAAUUGUUGUUUUUUUUUCUAUGAUGAACCUCUGGAUCAGAUCCUGUGAUUCUUCACCAGUAACCUGGAACUGUAAGCCAUGCCAAAGGCAAGGGACCACAAACAUUUUGUUUUUGUCUCUCCGAUGCUCUACUGUGGCGUUUUUUCCGUGUGCAAAAGUAUUUUGAGAAAUGAUUUUUUAUUUGGGCACGUGUUGCCUUCGCAUGCAUUUUCCAUACAGUCACCUUUACCUUCCCCACCAGUUUAUGGGGGUAUAAAUAUUGUACGUGUGGUUGGGCGAGUGUGUGUGUGCUGUCCGUAGUUUUGAAAAUCUUUUUUUUUUUUUUUUUUUUUUUUUUUUUUUUUUAAAGUGGAAAAGCUGCUGAUCGAAUGAAGUUGUAAAUACUUUCCAAUUCAAAAAGACAAUGUUUUUAUUGCUUUUUAAAGAUUGUUCCUUCCCCAAAACAAUGCAAACCUUACCUUCACUCUCUGGACAAAUGGAUUGAAACCUAAAAGUUAGGGUUUGUUUCCACUUCAGUCCAGUAAAUGAUGUGCUUGUUUAGAAAAAUCCAUAUUCUUCCAUCACAAGUUUGGGGGUAACCACUCGUAAGUGAUGCGUCACAUGAGCCCAUUCUUAACAUAUACAAUCAGUAUUGUUGUUCUGAUGAGCAAUAACAAAGUUAGCACCCUCCCUUCCCUAGAAAAUGAAAGAGAGUAAACGUCUAAAUAAUUAAUAAACAAAUGUGUUGACUUGGGUGAGAGGGCUAGGGAGAUUACGUUUUGCACUUGAGAAGCUAAUUAUAUAUUUGUAAAUGAGUAUUUCUCACGGUUACCAAUCCAAAUAUAUGUUGUAUUUGUAAGAAAAAUUGUUGAUUGUUUUUAAUAUCUCAUCUCGCCCACUAUGACAAGUAUUUUGUAGUAAUUUGACCAAUCUUGUUUCCUGUGUCCCAAGUCAACCCAUCCGCAUCGCAUCAUCCUACGAAUACUAACGCCACUUCCUUCGCCAGUAUAAACCGUCGUCUGUGUGCUAUUUACGGUUUGAUGCACAUCAUUUGGAUGGACAAAAGGUGUGUUUCACUGUCAGUUUACAAAUUGUGACUGGUUCUGCUUUUGCUGUACAUCAUUCUGUUGAUGUUUUUUAUUGGUCUUUUUAUAUGUGCGAGGGUGUGCAGCUCAAUGCUUAUGGAAAUAAAGUGUCUGGUAGUUGUUUUUUUAACUCAAAUUAGUUUUUGCUGACUGGAAAGUGUUUGAGAAUGGCUGCUGACAUUCCAGGGUGUACAGUAUUAUUAAAUUGGGCUCUGAUAAUGCA